CAUCUAGAAGAAACAGACAGACUGAAUAUUACCAACAAAGAAGAACUGAAAAGAAUCUAUAAUGAUUUUAAAAAGACGCAUAAUGAUUUAACAAAUUUUUCCUCAACAAUCUAUGGACUUGAAAUGAUUGGGAAAGCUGUGAAAAAUGGUAACAACAUUCAACUGUUCAAGGAUUCUAGGGUAACGUCAUCACUGACAGAUCAGUGGGUAGCCAUUCACAGAGGCAAUGAACCUAUGAUUAUUCCCCCUGCUCAGGGUGGGACAAGCUAUUCAAAACCAAAAGCACGUAAAAUUAUUCAGUGGCUGAAGAGUAACAGACGAGCAUUCAUCUGUGGGAAAAAUGGCAUUCAGAUUACAUCCGAGCAUGACCUCACUGAUGGUCGUAUAAGGUUUCCUCUACCACCAAAUGUUGAAAAGUUCUUGCCCAUUUCUAUUAAGAACACAUCUAAUGAGUCAGUGACUUUUGUCCAGUACAAAUGUUUACGUAGGAUGGGUAUCUUUUCUUUCCAUGAUGAGCACAGUGUGUCUGCUUCUAAAACGUUACUGCUGAGUCCAGGAGCUGUGUAUGAGGUUCAGAUUCAUGCCUCGACUGCUUUCUCUGGAUAUUUUCCUGUAACCCUUGUGUUUGAAUUCCUGAAAGGAAAUGGUGAAACUGGAGAUGGUUUUCUUAUUGGAAGGUUUAUAUCUGCUGUGUCUACCAGUAAAUUAGCAGAGGAUCUGGCUCCAACAACAAGAUAUGUUCCUUAUCAAAGAAAUCUUCUUAAGAAAGUAGAGAGGAUAGAGGUGGAUGGCAUACCACCAAAUGGGUCUUUCAGUUCUGAAUUGGAAAGGGAAGUUCCUCUUGGUGACUUCCUUCUAUCUUUACGCCUGAAGCACAGCAUAAGAGCAGGAAUGUUCUCAAAAGAAAAAAUGAAAACUAAUUCCACGCCAGCAUUUACAGAACAAAGGAACAUGCUUUUAUCGGCUUUAGACUUCAACAAUUACAGUGAGAAGUUCCACAUGCUACUUCACCUUGAGGAACUACAAAUGGAGAUCGACAUCCGAAGAUAUGACCAGAAAGAACAAAGAAUGCAACAGCAUCCAAGAGACAGACGGCUCCUAAUUCUUGAUGUCCCUGGUGUGGCUGAAAACAGACCUUCAGUAUUAAAGGGAGACCACCUUUUUGUGAGUUUGUCUCAAGAGCCAGAGACGCCUGAAAAAGUUUCUUAUAAAGGUUAUGUGCAUGGUGUUGAAUUGGAGAGAAUCAGACUUGGAUUUUCCCAUCAACUUGUGAAUAGAUUUGUGAAUGGGAUGCUCUUUGAUGUUACGUUUACCUUUAACCGCUUGCCACUGAAGAUUCAUCACAGAGCCGUUGACCUGGCAGAACAGAAAAUGUUGAAAGAUGCCCUGUUUCCCACAUAUUCAAACAAGAAAUGCAUUGUGAGCACAGACAGUCUAAGUCUGUACGACCGGAAUCUUGAGUCUAAUCCAGAGCAAUACAUGGCUGUUAAACAAAUUGUAAGUGGUAUAUCCAGACCAGCACCUUAUUUCCUAUUUGGACCACCAGGCACUGGAAAAAACGUAACUUUGGUGGAAGCUAUCAAACAGGUGGUAAAGAACAUUCCCAAUUCCCAUGUACUAGCAUGCGCUCCUUCCAACAGCGCUUCAGACCUCCUGUGUCAGCGUCUGAUGAAGCAUAUGGACAAGAAAGACAUAUACAGAUUCUUAGCCAGCAGUAGGGACUUUCGAUUUGUGCCAGAGGAUAUUAAGCCUUGCUGUAACUGGAAUGCCAGAAAAGAAGAUUAUGAGUAUCCUAGUAAACAACAACUGAAAGAGUACCGAGUAAUCAUUACAACUCUUGUUACUGCUGGAAGACUUACAUCAGCAAACUUCCCAUCUGGCCAUUUCACGCAUGUGUUUAUUGAUGAGUCUGGCCAUGCAGUAGAGCCAGAGAGUGUGACAGCUGUGGCAGGUAUUUUGGAUGUAACGGCGGGAGGACAGCUCGUACUUGCUGGCGAUCCUAAACAGCUUGGACCAGUAUUAAGGUCCCCAAUUGCGAUAGAACAUGGAUUGGGUAUGUCUUUGCUUGAAAGACUAAUGACCCAUAAUCCUUUGUAUGGAAAGGCUAAUGGAGCUUAUAACCCAGAGUUUGUUACCAAGCUUCUAUUUAACUACAGAUCGCAUCCUGAUAUCCUAACUAUUCCAAAUGAACUGUUCUAUGACAACGAGCUACAGUCCAAAGCAGACCAAAUGGUUACACAUGCAUACUGCAACUGGGAAAAGCUGCCAAAAGAGGGAUUUCCGAUCAUUUUCCAUGGUGUGCUGGGUAAAGAUGAACGUGAAGGAAAUAGUCCAUCCUUCUUCAAUGUGGCUGAGAUUGUGGUGCUCAUGUCGUAUGUCAAAGCUCUGCUAGAGACACAGAUGAAGAAAGGAAUAGCAAAAAUCUCUGCCAAAGACAUUGGAAUCAUUUCUCCUUACAGGAAACAGGUGGAAAAGCUUCGGAAAGCGGUAGACAAGGAAUUUAAAGCUGUUCCCGACAUUAAAGACCUAAAGGUUGGAUCUGUGGAGGAGUUUCAAGGUCAGGAACGCAAGGUGAUUCUCAUAUCCACCGUACGAAGCACUAGGGAUUAUGUCCAGUUUGAUGAAGAAUUCAGUCUUGGUUUUCUGACAAAUCCUAAGAGGUUUAAUGUGGCUAUAACUAGAGCAAAGGCCCUCUUAAUUUUAGUAGGAAACCCAAUCAUACUUUCCAAAGAUCCUUACUGGGCAAGGUUUUUGAAAUUCUGUUCCGAGAAGGGAGGCAGCACUGGCAUCCAAAAUGAUAUCCUUGAUGAUAUUAAUGAAUUGGAGUUUGCAGAGAUUUUUAAACACCUUGCUGUCAAUGAGCCACCAGCUGAGGAAAGAAGUGGUGAGAGUGCCGUACAGCAGCAGGCAGAGCCAGCCUGGACAUGUGAACAUUAACCUUUCACUUGUGUUUUACUCGGUACCUGCAGAGGACAUCCUGACCUUUACUAAUACAUGGUUAUGACAUUCAUCAGCAAGCUAUUAUGUCGUUGGGACUACCGAUCUUCUUUCAUGCAGACUGUCUUUUCACAUUUACUUUAAAUACUUUCAAAUAUUUUUAUGAACCACUGUAAAAAACACUCAGGCAGAACAGAAAGGUUUAAAAAUCAGGACUUGUGUAUUCACUACAUAGAAUAACAUGCUGCAAUAUAGGGUAUGUAUACUAGCAACACCAAUUGGCCGCAAGCUGGCUACAGUAGCGAUGGCUGUGUAGGAAGAGUUUUGGCGUUUCAGUGGGUGAAUUGCAGUGCUGUAGUGUUCCUCUUCACGUCAAGUACUGUCCAGGACUGAUUCUAAUGAACCAAGUGCGUUUGGUUUUUACUCCCGCUGCACUCGUUCAGUUCAUCCUCGCACAUCUGACAUUUUAUGGUGGAUUCAUUUUUUUUUUUGUGCACUAAGGUGAAUGGGUUUUAAACCUAAAGGAGUAUAAAAAACACACACGUAGACUGUUAUCAAUUGACCUGUUUUUAACAAACUUUCCUUUUGCACUAAUGAACACUUUUUUUUUUUUGUUUUGAUGCACAUUUCUCCACAAGUUUGAUGCACAAUUCUAACUCCUCCAUGGAAGGGUUUUCCUCUUUGUGCAGCUCCCUAGAUUUUAUAUGAGAGACUUAGAUUUCACCCAAAGCACCAACUGCUGGUGACUACACUCAAAUGUAAUGGUUGUUUUUACUUGCUGUAUAUCUGAAGGGUCUAUAGACCACUUUAUAAUGUAAACUAUAAAUGGGGGACCAUUUUUUUCUUACAGCAUUUUAGAUACGGGUAGGCAUCACGCCUCGUUGCCGCACUUGGUUUCUACUGAAACUGUUGACAUUUUAUUCGGCCCUACACACAAUAACGUUUGUUUACUGAGGAUAAUCUCCAGCUAGGGGUGUGUGUAUAUGUAGAUAUGUCUCUAUAUAGCUCUCUAUCUUGCAGCACUCUACAUUGCAUCUCUUUGCAGAGCAGUGGGACCGUUGUUUCUUCUUUAAGCCAGCAUUGCUUGUUUACAGUUUUUUGUUAUACCUUUUGAUAUACCUUGUGGUCAUAUUACCAUGGAAGAGCAUAAACAAUACUUUAAACGAGAUACACAAAGUAACGAGUCCUUUCUUAAGCCACUAAUGUAUAGAUAUAUGAUCCUUGAAGGAAUGAUGGAGAAUUUGGUAAGACAUGGACCCCUCCCCAUUAAAAUCCAUAGGAUAUUUUUGUGAUCUAUACCAUGGCUUUGCUGACAUUAUUACACUCGGCCUGAGCGUGUACAGGGUAAUCUUUUUAUAUUUUUGUAAUUUUAUCUACAGUCACAUAAUUUAAAAGUGUAGCACCUAAUGAUGGGUCGUUUUUAAAGGUAUGGCAUGGGGGAAAAAAAAAAAAAAGCACUUCACGCAUAUCAAAUAUUUUUUACUUGAAUUGUAAAAACAUUUGUGGAACUAUUUUGCUUGUACUAGGAUAAUUAAAUGUUAGCAAUUUUGUACAUUGAUCUAGGCCACCUGGGAAAUGUGUUCUUUGUCUUUGUAAAUGUGUAAAUUGUGUGUAAGGUAGUGGGAUAAUUUAGAUUUUUAUUUUUUUAAUUUUAUUGUAAUACUGAUAUUUGCAAAGCGUGCAAAUACAUUUUAAAAUUUUUGUGCAAAUUUAAAUAUUAAAAGUUGUUCCUUUC
Molecule: messenger RNA, 4672 nt
Organism: Rana temporaria (common frog)
Lineage: Eukaryota; Metazoa; Chordata; Amphibia; Anura; Ranidae
Product: putative helicase MOV-10
Exons: 1
Coding region: 124-2937 (937 amino acids)
Molecular function (GO): 5'-3' RNA helicase activity; RNA binding
Source: RefSeq, a predicted model, not a curated record